UCUGUUAUAUUUCCAUAGAUCCAAACACAGCGUUACUCUCAUCAAAGUACUAGUCGGCCACCGCAUCCGCCCCGUACAUUCGAAACUGGCAACAGAGAUCUCCAUCUCUUCUUAAAUUUUAUUUCCCUCUUUCUCUCUCCGAUCGUUUCCGAACCGGACCAAACCGAACCGAACCGGAAAAUGGGAGUACCAGCGUUUUACCGGUGGCUCGCGGAUCGGUAUCCUCGAUCGAUUGUCGAUGUCGUGGAAGAAGAAUCCGUCGGCGGUGGUUCGUUUCCCGUUGACGUGUCUAAACCUAAUCCCAACGGCAUGGAGUUUGAUAACUUGUAUUUGGACAUGAACGGCAUCAUUCACCCUUGUUUUCAUCCUGACGGCAAGCCAGCGCCUGCUACCUAUGACGAUGUAUUCAAAUUAAUGUUUGACUACAUUGACCAUCUCUUUUCAUUGGUUCGCCCAAGGAAGCUUCUUUAUCUUGCAAUUGAUGGUGUUGCACCGAGAGCCAAAAUGAACCAGCAACGUUCUCGGCGUUUUCGAGCUGCUAAAGAUGCAGCUGAGGCUGAAGCUGAAGAGGAAAGGCUCAGGAAUGAAUUUGCUGAUCAGAUAGAACUCUUAACACCUAAAGAAAAACCUGAGACUCAUGACUCAAAUGUCAUUACUCCUGGCACUCCGUUUAUGGCAGUGCUGUCAGUGGCACUUCAGUAUUACAUACAAACUAGAUUGAAUUACAACCCUGGCUGGCGGCAUACAAAGGUCUUGCUUUCUGAUUCAAAUGUUCCUGGCGAGGGAGAACAUAAGAUAAUGGAAUAUAUUCGAUUGCAGCGUAACCUUCCUGGUUUCAAUCCAAAUACUCGACAUUGUUUGUAUGGAUUAGAUGCUGAUUUGAUUAUGUUGGCCUUAGCUACACAUGAGAUUCAUUUUUCAAUAUUGAGGGAGGUAAUUACUUUUCCUGGACAACAAGAGAAGUGUUACAUGUGUGGCCAAGUUGGCCAUCUUGCAGCUGAGUGUCGCGGUAAACCAGGUGAUAAACCUGGGGACUGGAAUCCUGUUGAUGAUACCCCAAUUCAUAAGAAGAAAUAUCAGUUUCUUCACAUUUGGGUGCUGCGUGAAUAUUUGCAAUGUGAAUUGUCGAUCCCCAACCCUCUGUUUGAGAUCGACUUUGAGCGCAUAGUAGAUGAUUUUGUAUUCCUAUGCUUCUUUGUUGGCAAUGACUUUCUUCCACAUAUGCCAACAUUAGAGAUACGUGAGGGGGCUGUGAAUUUAUUGAUGCAAAUCUAUAGAAAGGAAUUCACUGCCAUGGGUGGCUAUCUUACUGAUGCGGGUGAGGUUUUCUUAGAGAGAGUGGAGUAUUUCAUUCAGUGCGUUGCUGUUCACGAAGAUCAAAUAUUUCAGAAACGAGUCCGCAUUCAGCAGGCUCAAGAAAUUAGUGAAGGGAUGAGAGCUAGGGCAAGAGGAGAAAUGCCUCAAGGGCCACCAGCCUCAGCUGCAGAUAAGGUUAAGUUAGGAGAGCCUGGAUACACGGAAAGGUAUUAUGCUGAAAAGUUUGGUGCAUCAGAUCCAGAGGAGAUUGAGAGGAUUAAGAAAGAUAUAGUCUUGAAAUAUGUAGAAGGCCUUUGCUGGGUUUGCCGGUAUUACUAUCAGGGUGUUUGCUCAUGGCAGUGGUAUUACCCGUACCAUUAUGCUCCUUUUGCUUCUGAUCUUAAAGAUUUAGCUGAUCUGGAAAUAACUUUUUUUAUGGGAGAACCAUUCAAACCAUUUGAUCAGCUCAUGGGGACUCUACCCUCUUCAAGUUCAAGUGCACUGCCUGAAAGAUAUCGAGAUUUGAUGACUAAUCCUUCAUCACCUAUUCUUCAAUUCUAUCCUUCUGAUUUUGAGAUUGAUAUGAAUGGCAAAAAAUAUUCAUGGCAGGGUGUUGCCAAGCUGCCAUUUAUUGAUGAGAAGAAGUUGCUUUCUGCCACAAGGACGCUUGAAAGCACAUUAACGGAGGAGGAACAUCGCCGAAAUAGUAAGAUGCUUGAUUUGCUUUAUGUCAGCUGUGCGCAUAAGUUGGUUCCACAUAUCUCUUACUAUUACCAAAAUUAUAGUUAUAUACCUCUUGGAGGAAGACCUGCUAUGCCGAUUGACCCGAUUGCUAGUGAUGGCAUGAAUGGAUUUCUUUGGUCAUAUGAAAGAAAUGUGUUCAGAACGGUUGUAUCUUCUCCCGUCGGAGGCUUGCAGGAUAUCACAUAUAAUCAAGUUUUAAAUAUUACUUACCUUAAUCCUCGUAGUCAUAGGCAUAUCCCAAAACCUCCGGAUGGUGUAGUAAUGCCCAAAAAGAUAUUAAGAGCCGGUGAUAUUAAACCUCUUCCUGUGUUAUGGCAUGAAGACAAUAGUAGGCGGCAUCAUGCCAGAGAAAGACAACAGGUACCUGGAGCAAUUGCCGGCCCUCAACUAGGAGAAGCAGCUCACCGUCUUGUCAGAAACUCCUUACAAUUCAAUAAUAAUAAUAAUAAUACAUCAUAUGGAUUACGGGACCAGUUUCAUGGCCAUCAUACAAUGAACAAGGUCAGACCAACUGGAGCCUCUGGAUCUGGAAGAUAUUAUGGUGAAGAAUCAAACAAUUAUUAUGGACAAAAUUACAGCCCCCAGGGCAUAAUGACUAGGCCUAGAUUUCCAAUGUCGUCAAAUGGUUGGCAAAAUGACAGACAGAAUAUUAGGAUACAAGAUAGGUCGCACUACCAUGAACAGUUCCACAACAUGAAAACCGGAUUUCAUGGUUUAACAAUGGAUGAAGGUGUGAAACCUAGGUCAUCUGUAGCGGCUUCACCAAAGACACCUGCAAUGAUGUUAAUGAGGCCGCAAAAUUCAGGGCAUCCAACCAAUCUACAACCCCAAUUUGUCCAGAACAUUGGUCCUCCUAUACCCCCUCCAAACUGGAUUAGUAAAGCUCCAGAUACGGAUGGAACAUAUGCUAGGCAUCAAGAAGCUGCAUUAGGGGGAGCUUAUGAUAAACCCAUUAAGGUGUACCAAAUUAAAACUCGCAAUCCCCAAGAUAUGCCAGAGCAGGGGAAUUAAUGGUGAUUGUUGUAAAUUUUAUCUGUCUUAUUUAACGGGAAUGCUCUUGCUUGUUGCUUCUCUCAGCCCCAGAUUGGAGCUCAUCCAAGUUCAUCUCUGGAGUUUCAGCGGACAUCCAUUUGAGACCCUAAUGCGAUAGGCCGACAAAUGCACAUCAAAAGCCGUCAAAGACAUUCUGCAAGGAAGGUGCUGCUAUUAUCUGCCACCACACUUGAUAGUGGCUCGGGCCUAUACCAGUGUCGGAAAGGUGCCAGAGCCAUGAGAUGUUCAUGAUUUUCAUACAUUCCAAGUUCUGUACCCAUCGAGCUGGUCAAGGCCAUUGGAGGAUAUCAACUUGAUUAUUGUAAAAAAUGUUCUAAUAUUGUGCUGGGCUAGGUGCUCAUUCAAUUGCUGUAUUUUAUUUUUUGUUUCUAAUUUUAACCUUAAAUGUUGCGACAUUUAUCGGUGGAGUAGGGUGGAUUAGAUGACUGGAUACAUACAAGGGAGACUGCAAAAAUGGAAGGUAGAAUGCCUCCAUUUUCUUCUAGUCGUCUUCGCAUAGUCUAUUGUCGUGCAGACGAGAAUAAAUAAUAUUAAGUUUAUUACUUGAAUUAUUUAGAUAAACAAAUUAUAUUUUCUCA
Vicia villosa (hairy vetch) is the source of this 3671-nucleotide messenger RNA. RefSeq names its product 5'-3' exoribonuclease 4-like. Gene Ontology annotation, cellular component: nucleus. The record is from RefSeq and is a predicted model, not a curated record. The coding region runs from base 181 to 3051 and encodes 956 amino acids. Gene Ontology annotation, biological process: nuclear-transcribed mRNA catabolic process. Lineage: Eukaryota; Viridiplantae; Streptophyta; Magnoliopsida; Fabales; Fabaceae. Gene Ontology annotation, molecular function: 5'-3' RNA exonuclease activity; RNA binding; zinc ion binding. The transcript has 22 exons.